Molecule: messenger RNA, 1791 nt
Organism: Astrephomene gubernaculifera
Lineage: Eukaryota; Viridiplantae; Chlorophyta; Chlorophyceae; Chlamydomonadales; Astrephomenaceae
Source: the annotation of a GenBank genome assembly
GUCUACGUUCAAGCUCAUUCUAUAUCAAUUGGCAAAUUUGCUUCUGUGCUCGAGUAUGUCAAAGGUGGCAGUGCUUCGAUGUGACGAUUGGAGCUACACAAGUGUCUUUGAUGCCUGCUGGCCCUCAACAAUUGUUAGCUCUUAGGUGAGGUGUGAAUAACCUAUAGACAGUUCAGUAGGAUGUAAAUUGGACCGGAGAUAUGAAAGAGCGCGAGGGACUGGACCGGACGGAUCCGUACGUAUGAGUCUGCUCAGCAGACGGCGUUUGUUCGUGCUCUUUUCACAAGAACACAUUGCCACAACUGACUACCUUCUACCACGCAGGUGUAACUGCCAAUAUUGCGGUUUGUAUCUAGAUUUCAGUCUUCCAUCCAAAGAACCAGAUAGCCAGAUCAAAGCCAAAGGCUACGUUGCUUACCGCACAGUAAAGUAGUGUUGCCGGCAAGGAUGACGGACGGGGCAAGCACUUCAGGGCCACAAGGGGAUGAACUUACAUUGGUUGGCUCUGGUCAUGUGCGAAUUGCAGUUAACAGGAUCCGAUGCCGUCAAGAUUAUCCUGCUGGGGGACUCCGCUGUUGGAAAGUCAAAGCUAGUGGAGCGCUUCUUGCUGGACAACUAUAAACCACAUCAGCUGUCGACCUACGCCCUAACACUAUACAGAUACAACUUUAAGACACAGGAUGGCAAGGGAGUGCCUGUUGACAUCUGGGACACAGCGGGGCAGGAGCGCUUCAACAGCAUGCACUCCUCCUACUACUACCGCGCGCACGCCUGCAUCAUGGUGUUCGACGUCACACGCAAGCUGACGUACAAGAACCUAGAGAAGUGGUACGACGAGCUGCAGGAGCACUGCAAGGGCAUCCCAACCGUCGUGGUCGCCAACAAAAUCGACAUCGACUACAAGGUCACCUCCAAGAGCUUCAACUUCGCCGCCAAACGCAAGCUGCCCUUCUUCUUCGUGUCUGCCAGCGACGGCACAAACGUGGUGAAGAUCUUCAACAUGGCCAUCAUGGCGGGCAUGCGCUGGAAGGCGGCGCCCAAGGACGACUUCUACCAGGAGGUGCUGGACCUGCUGGGCGAGAUCUCCAUGGACACGCGCAAGCAGCUGGAGGACGCGGUGAAGGCGUUAGAAGAUGGAAAGGACAAGGAGGGCGGUGAAGGGCAAUAGCGAGGGAGACAGGGUGAGCGGGUAGAGUGGGAAGGGUGGGGUUGCGAUGGCAAAGGUAUAGAGGGAUGGGCGAUGGGCGAAAUCUGGGUGAGGUCAGGACGCGAUAGGGGUCGGGGUAGAUUACCUUCGGGGAUUGGGGGUGUAGAGGGAGAAGCUAACCUUGAGGGCGUGUAUGUAGUGCGUGCGCAUGCAUGCGUGCAUGCAGGGGCGGAUUGGAGGCAAAGGAUUUCUUGGACGUGCGUACGGCAGGCAGCGGGCUUACCUUCAGCAGCAUAGGAUCCAAGUAGCUUGAUAGGUAAUUGCGGAGGGUCGCAUGGGCAUAGGUCCGUAGGUUGUAUCUGGCGCAGGACGAUUGAGAUGCAUUGCAUGGAGGAUUGAAAUGUGGAUAAUAGAGCAUCCCUUGCUUUACACAGCGAGCGAUGCUGAGAAUGCUUGAAAGCGUUACACACAGGCUGGCUGGCCGCACAUAGCAGCGUGUACAUGUGCGUCGGCUUCAGUUAACCGCAAGUGGGAGGCAUUUGCACCUUGCUUGAGCGCGCUUCAAGAAUUUAAAGUAGACAAUCUGCAUGGGAUUCACCUGGAGUAACAUAUGGUUACCCACGGAUGUAAUUUGCUACGUGUGA